This is a messenger RNA of Girardinichthys multiradiatus, 1010 nucleotides long. It is a transcript of the gene haus1, whose product is annotated as HAUS augmin-like complex, subunit 1. The coding region runs from base 137 to 958 and encodes 273 amino acids. The transcript has 9 exons. Gene Ontology annotation, biological process: spindle assembly; centrosome cycle. The record is from RefSeq and is a predicted model, not a curated record. Lineage: Eukaryota; Metazoa; Chordata; Actinopteri; Cyprinodontiformes; Goodeidae. Gene Ontology annotation, cellular component: cytosol; HAUS complex.
CUUUUUAUUGGCUAAAAACCAGGAAGUCAAUUUGAGGGGCGCGAAAACGGCUCCUGUCUAUCCAGUGGGUUGCUAAAGCAACGCAACAUUUUCCAGUUGCUUUAAUUUUUAGGCUUUACCCGCUUUCCCUGUGGUCAUGUGUGAAAAGAUUAAGAAGGUGAACAGCUGGUUGGGGGCAGUGUUUGGUGAUCAGCCGGUGCCACAGUUCGAGGUGAACAGCAGGACAGUGGACAUACUGUACCAGCUGGCUCAGUCCAGUGAAGCCCGCUGCAAUGAUACAGCUCUCCUCAUAGAAGACUACAAGCAGAAAGCAUCAGAGUAUCAGGCUGACGCUGCCCAUCUUCAGGAUGUUCUUCUGCAGGGUGUCGGCCUGUCCGGGGCAAGCUUGUCAAAACCAGCUGCAGACUAUGUGUCUGCUUUAGUGGACAAUGCGAUGCUGCUGAGAGUGAGAGACACAUCACUGAGCAGCUUCUUGCCAGCAGUCAACAACCUCACCAGUGAGCUUUUGGAAGCCGAGAAGUCAAACAGAAGACUCGAGAGAGAACUCAGGGCACUCCGAAAAAGGCUGGGUGCGACUCUGGUGCUGCGGGGGAACUUGCAACUGGAUAUCGACAAAACUGCCAAAUCUCAAGCAGCGGAGGGUGCGAAAGCAGAGGAGAGGCUGCUCAACAUGGACUUUGUGACGGCCAAAGCUCGAGAGCUCAGUAACAGACUGGAGAGGUCAGAGGCUCAGCUUGCAUCCAGGAACAUGGACAAGUCUAUCACCCACCAGGCCAUUGUGCAGCUAUCUGAGGAAGUCAGCGCGCUGAAAAACGAAAUAAUCCCCCUGAAAACGAAGCUGGAGCCGUACAUGGACCUGAGCCCUAGCCCAUCUCUUGCACAAGUGAAGAUAGAAGAAGCAAAAAGAGAACUAGCUGCACUUGAUUCCAAACUUGAGAUGAAGGUGGAUUUUAAAUGAAGUUGUAUGUCGCACAGUGCUUGUCUUUAAAACAAUAAAGUUUUUGUUUUCA